AUGCAUUGUAAACAACUAAUUGAUGAUGUAGUAUUUAUGUUUAAAUAUAUUCGAAAUGAGAAAUUAGAAGAAAAUUAUGAAGAAAUUCUAGAUGAUCUCACAGAGUUAUGUGAUAUAACUGAUCAUUUUAUUGCUCCACUUAACGAACGAUUUUCUACUCAUCAGUGGUUGUUAUUGAGCUUAUCUCGUCUCAUACCAGCAUUCAUCGAAGGAAAACCAUUUGAUGAUAUUAAAGAAGCUGUUGAAAUAUAUCAAACUUUGUUACAUGGUUCAACAAGUGUUAACAAACAAGAGUUUUUAUUAUAUCAGAAAAAAUGA
Molecule: messenger RNA, 318 nt
Organism: Didymodactylos carnosus
Lineage: Eukaryota; Metazoa; Rotifera; Eurotatoria; Philodinida; Philodinidae
Source: the annotation of a GenBank genome assembly